Messenger RNA from Ostreococcus tauri, 1566 nucleotides. RefSeq names its product Carbohydrate kinase, FGGY, C-terminal. Bases 1 to 1566 code for a protein of 521 amino acids. The record is from RefSeq and is a predicted model, not a curated record. The transcript has a single exon. Lineage: Eukaryota; Viridiplantae; Chlorophyta; Mamiellophyceae; Mamiellales; Bathycoccaceae. Gene Ontology annotation, cellular component: mitochondrion. Gene Ontology annotation, molecular function: glycerol kinase activity. Gene Ontology annotation, biological process: glycerol-3-phosphate biosynthetic process; triglyceride metabolic process; glycerol metabolic process.
AUGCCGCGCGCGUACGUCGGCGCGAUCGAUCAAGGGACGACGAGCACGCGGUUCGUCCUGUACGCGGCGUCGAACGCGCGCGAUCCGUCGAGUUACGCGCGCGUGGCGUCGCAUCAAUUGGAACACGCGCAAGUGCAUCGCGCGCCGGGAUGGUGCGAACACGACCCGGAAGAGAUCGCGCGACACGUCGUGACGUGCGUCGAGGAGACGUUGAAAAAGGCUGGGGUGUCGGCGCGAGAGGUGUCGGCGAUCGGGAUCACGAAUCAGCGAGAGACGACGGUGGCGUGGGAUCGACGGAGCGGGACGCCGGCGACGCGCGCGCAGGUGUGGUUGGACGCGCGCACGAGGGAGCUGUGCGAGCGAAUCACCGAUGAGGAGUGCGGUGGAGAUCGCAUGAAGUUUGCGGAGACGUGCGGGCUCCCAGUGAGCACGUACUUUAGCGCGGUGAAGAUGCGUUGGAUGUUGGAGAACGAGCCAAAGGUCAAGGCGCUCGCAGAGUCGGGGGAUCUUUGCUUUGGUACGGUGGAGAGCUGGAUCGUGUACAAACUCACGGGCGGACGCGAGCACAUCACGGAUGUCUCGAACGCGUCGAGGACGAUGCUCAUGAGAUUGGACGAUCUGCGAUGGGAUGCGGCGACGUGCGCCGCUUUCGGCGUGCCCGAAAGCGCGCUUCCGGAGAUCAAGUCGUGCGCCGAGCGUUUCGGUGAGAUCGACGGGGACGUGUUCGAGGGUUUAGGUGGGAUUCAAAUCACUGGCUGCAUCGGUGAUCAGCAAUCGGCGACGCUGGGGCAGAGGUGUGACGUCGGCGAGGCGAAGAAUACGUACGGAACUGGUUGCUUCAUGCUUCUAAACACUGGCGCCAGCGCUGUGCACUCCAAGCACGGACUGCUCACAACGCUCGCGUGGCAGCUCGGUGGUCGAGAUUCAAAGCCGACGUACGCGCUCGAAGGGUCAAUCGCGAUCGGAGGCGCCGUCGUACAUUGGUUGCGCGAUAAUCUUGGCCUGAUUUCAAAGGUGAGCGACGUCGAGAGUUUAGCUAGCACGGUCGAAGACGCCGCGGGGGUAUCAUUCGUUCCCGCGUUUACCGGACUCUUCGCCCCGAGAUGGCGCGAGGACGCGCGCGGAGUCAUCGUGGGAUUGACGCAAUACGUCAACAAAGGACACAUUGCGCGCGCGGCGCUGGACGCCAUCGCGUUUCAGUCGAGAGACGUUCUCGAAGCAAUGCGUCAAGACAUGGCUGAGUCCACCGAGCACGAACUCAGCGUCCUGAAAGCAGACGGCGGCGCAAGCGCUAAUAACCUCCUCAUGCAAAUCCAAGCAGACUGCGUUGGAUUGAAAGUUUUACGUCCGGGUGACGUGGAGACGACUGCGCGAGGAGCGGCGUAUGCCGCCGCCAUCGGCGUCGGCCUGAUGACCGAGCGAGAUGUCUUCCAACGCAAGAGUACCACCGACGAUGGUUCGCAAGAAUUCAUCCCAACGUCGUCCGCGGAAGCUCGCGAGGCAAACUAUGCGCGAUGGAACGACGCCGUCGAGCGAACGCUCAACAUGGAGAAAUCCGCGCUGUAG